Electrophorus electricus (electric eel) is the source of this 2893-nucleotide messenger RNA. RefSeq names its product chromobox homolog 1b (HP1 beta homolog Drosophila) (gene cbx1b). The record is from RefSeq and is a predicted model, not a curated record. Gene Ontology annotation, cellular component: nucleus. Lineage: Eukaryota; Metazoa; Chordata; Actinopteri; Gymnotiformes; Gymnotidae.
AAACGAUACCCCAAGCGGACGAAGAUCUUAUAUGCAGCUAUAUAUAUAUAUAUAUAUCUAUAUCUAUAUAUCUAUAUAUAUAUAUUAUCAUAGUACAUCACGGGAUGGCGGACUGCCGCGCAAUGACAGCUGGUUAAAUUAGCUAGCUCGCCGUACUGAUUGAUAGCAGAAGCACAGAACGCCUGCGCUAAGACGCAGUGCUGCUGAAGAGCCUACCAUGUUGUUGUUGUAAUUGAUCCCCAUUCUAACCCGAAAGUCGGCAUUUAGUACAGUGGGGCUUUCACGCUUAAAUGCAGGUGUGCAUUUAAUUUCGAUCUGGGUAUAUGUUCUUAGGGUUUACUGCAGAGUCUUUUGUCAGGCGAAGUAGCUACAAGUGUGAAGAUAUUUUUGGAAUAUGAGCCAAAUAUCAGAGACACCAGUCGAUGCUCCUGCAGUGACAGAAGCGCCUCCCCCUCAGAAUGAAAGCAAGCAGUCAACAGGUGGGAAGAAACAAAAUAAAAAGAAAGUGGAGGAGCUGGUGGAGGAGGAGGAGGAGGAAUAUGUUGUGGAGAAAGUGCUGGACCGACGGGUUGUGAAGGGAAAAGUCGAAUAUCUUCUCAAGUGGAAGGGCUUCUCUGAUGAAGACAACACCUGGGAACCCGAAGAAAACCUCGACUGCCCAGAUCUCAUUGCAGAGUACUUGCAGUCACAGAGGACAGCUAACGAGUCCAGUGGCAAGCGACGGGCUGACACAGAGGGAGACGGGAAGGAGAGCCAGCCGAAAAAACGCAAGGAUGAGCCAGAGAAACUCAGAGGCUUUGCUCGCGGGUUGGAUCCUGAGAGGAUUAUUGGUGCUACAGACUCGAGCGGAGAACUCAUGUUCCUCAUGAAAUGGAAGAACUCUGACGAGGCAGAUCUGGUACCAGCCAAGGAGGCGAAUGUAAAGUGUCCACAAGUCGUCAUUUCGUUUUAUGAGGAGCGCCUCACCUGGCAUUCUUACCCCACUGAUGAAGAGGAGAAGAAGGAUGAGAAAAACUAAGCAAACAAAGAGCUAUUGGGGAAUACUUACCAUAAAAAGGUGGUCAUUCAAAUGCACAGUUUUAUUUUUUAGAAAUAAUAAGGCAGUACGUAUAGUAAAAGAUUAUGCAGAAACACCACUGAAGUUCUCAACACCUUAAGCAGCAAAGCAUCAGUAACUGUAAUUUACAUAGGCUCUGAUAUAUUUGCAUAAGAUCUGGUAUAUUUCAGUCAUGGCACUGCUACUGUAGAUUAACAUAUUCAAUAGACUACUGUUCUAUCUAUCUUAUCUAUCUAUCUAUCUAUCUAUCUAUCUAUUUUUUCUUUCUUUUUUUUCCUCUUCAUGCCAUGAUCAUGGCUACACAUAGGUGACGCUAAUUAAAUGAGUUUGUUCUGGGCAGAUGCUUUGCAGCUUAAUUCACAAAGUGUGUUCUAGAACCUGUGUAGAUUACGGUGCUGGCCAUUUCUCAACACUUUCAAAAAUGCUCAUUUUAAUGUAUUACUGGAUUUUGCAUAGAUUUGACUAAUUAAAUACAUUACUGCCUUAACUAAGAUAUGUAAAACAGAUUACAUUUUUAUACAUUUGCCAAAAAACAGACCAAUGAGAGAUCAAGUGAAUCUAGAAAGCCCUUGCGGAUAAGCAAGUACAUGUAAAAUUGCUUGAGACUUGUCCAUGAGUCGUAUCUAAAGAUUGAGAUGGUUUGUAUGAGAUUUGUCUUUAUUAGAAUGUUCACUCUUACCAGCAGUUUUGAAUUUGAAACAUGAAUCAUUGGUCUGGUCACACUAUAGGUGCUACCACUGACUGAGCCCAUUUUCUUGACAACAUUCUGUAAUUAUAUUUGCACACUGCAUCCAGAGUUAGGUGAAUUACUUUUAUAAUCUUGGUUACCACAUCACAGAGCAAAUGUAGUAUUCUUGUCGAGAUCAUAAAUUGCAUCACUUCAAAGAGAGAGUUCAGCAAAAACUGAAAUUUAUACAACUUUCCAUUUACCAUAAAUGUAGUUGAUUUGCCAUACUUGGUUUGCACCAAAACUAUGAAGCUAGUUUAGCUUCAAACUUCAGUACACAAAAGUAUCCCUUACUUACAUACAUACACAAACCUUUACACAGGUGUUUCAAACCCCAUGUCAUUCUUAACUAAUUCAGCACUGAUGUGGUUUAGGGCACAGAGUGACCAUUGACUAAUCUAGAAAAAUUGAUUAGCUGUAAUAUAUAAAAAUGGACUAACUGAUCCAUAAAAAUUAACAAAUGUCAUUGUAUAGUCACUGUAAUCCUAUGAAGGAUCACCUUUUGGGUUCUGGAAUCAUGGAAUCCUUAAGUGAGUGGAAGUCAGGGAACCACCAAAAACAGGUCAGACUUAAAUCUCAUCAGACAUUCUACUCUCUUUUUCUAACACUUAUUUGCAGCAUUUAGUAUGCCCUCUUGUCUUGUCUUGUCUUGACCUUUCCCUGUGUCAGUACAACUAGGUUGGUGUCUAGGCAUACCACCAAUUUAAAUCUCUGUCAGAGACAAGAAAUCUUUGCUGGAAAGUACAUACAAGGUACAAGGGUUAUUACUGUUGACUAAGUGCAGGAUUAGGUGUGAACCCUACAUUUAGCUGCUUAUCAGUAUUUUACUUCAUCUCUGUGCUGUGACUCCAAACUACCCCAACAACUGUUAUCUUUUGCUGAAUCAAGUGCUUAGGGGAAAUGAUGUCAAUUGCCCAAGAUGCCAACUGUUACUAUAUAGGGUGAAGCAAAUGUGGGAAGAUUUUGUAGAUGAUGAUUUUGCUGAACUAUCCUCUUACAUUUUAAUGUGUAAUUGCCAGUUCUCUGAAUUAUGUAAUUAUUGUGCAACCUUGACAGUUUGUUUUAUAUAAAACCACUUUUGUUAGUUUAAUAAAAGUAGGAUUGAUGUA